UACAAGUGAAGGUGAAAUUAAGAGCCCAUGUAAUUAGGGAGAGGUUGGAUCAAUUAAACUUCAGGAUCAUUUACCUUUCGCUCUCCCUCAAGGGCUUCUGCCAUGUCCAUGGCUGGCAUGCAAGUUAUGAAUCCCAAUUCCGAGGCCCUUGAGGUUGAGUGGAGGGGAGAUGACUCGAACUGAACCCUUUGUAUGCCCCAAGCAGUUCCCUUUGCCAUGCAUGCCUAUUGCGUUUUGCAAAUUGAUUGUUUUGGGCUCUUUGGGAUCGUGAUAUACAUAUUGUAUCGAGGGAAGAUUUUAGAACUGAGGAAUUUUGUUUGGUUGCUAUAGAGUAACAUAUUUCAAGUCUGAACAUGUUUGGAAUGAGAAAGUGAAGCCCCAAUCUUACUGUCGAGAACUACAGCCAAAUCAGAAGAAAAGCAGAAGAACAGAUUGCGGCUUACAGCAACUAUUGAAAGCAUUUGAUGGCUUACUUUACAAGCAUGCGCAUUUAGAGGGCAUGAUGAAUCUCCAUCUUCUAAUAAUCGUGGAAAUUUUAUUGAGAUGAUAAAAUUUAUGGGAAAAAUGAAUGAGAAUAUUGGGGACAUCGUCUUAGAGAAAGCUCCAAAAAAUGCAAAGCAUACUUCACCAGAUAUUCAGAAAGAUAUUUUGAAUAUUUUUGCCAAUCAAGUGAGAACUAAGAUUCGUAAAGAAAUCGGGGAUGCAAAAUUUUGUAUUUUAGUUGAUGAAGCAAGAGAUACAUCUAACAAAGAGCAGAUGACUAUUGUAUUAAGAUUUGUGGAUAUUGAUGGUUUUUUACGAGAGCGGUUCUUUGCUAUUGUACAUGUGACUGACACAACUGCUGCAACACUUAAGAAAAAAAUAUCUAAUACUCUUGGCUGUUAUGACUUGCAUAUCCACAACAUGCGGGGACAAGGAUAUGAUGGUGCUAGCAAUAUGCGUGGCUCUUGGAAUGGAUUACAAGCUCUAUUCUUGAAAGAUUGUUCAUGUGCAUAUUAUGUACAUUGUUUCGCUCAUCGACUUCAACUAGCAUUAACUGUAGCUGCUGAAAAAGAGGUAUCCAUUUGGUUAUUCUUUUCAAAAUUGAAUUCCAUUUGUAAUCUCUUUAAUGCGUCUCCUAAACGUCAUGCUGAGUUACUUUCUGCUCAAAAAGCUGAAGUUGCGCAUAUGGUAGCUAUUGGUGAACGUGAUACUGGUAGAGGAUGUAAUCAAAUUGGAAAUUUACUACGACCUGGAAAGACUGGCUGGAGUUCUAAUUUUGACUCAAUUUGUAACAUGAUUGAUAUGUAUAGUUCUGUGAUUACCGUAUUAGAAAACAUGGUGUAUGAUGGGUCCUCUAACUCCAUCCGUGGUGAAGUUAGUGGUUUGUUGAUAGCGAUGAAGUCUUUUGAUUUCAUAUUCAUAUUACAUUUGAUGCAAAAGAUAAUGGGGUUAACAAAUCUGCUUUGUCGAGCAUUGCAAGAGAAAUCUUUAGAUAUUUUAAAUGCAAUGGACUAUGUUUCAACUACUAAAACUUUGCUUCAGAUUUUGAGAGAAGAAGGAUUUGCUAUUCUACUUACUUAUGUGAAAGAAAUUUGUGCCAAGUAUGACAUUGAGAUACCUCAAAUGGAAGCUCGUUAUAAAUCUGCUACAGGUCGUUCUUGUCAACAAAAUGAUUCAAUCACAGUUGAACAUCACUAUCGAUUUGAUGUAUUUACUGCUGCAAUAGAUUUUCAAGUUGAAGAGCUUAAUAGUAGAUUCAAGGAUGAGGCAGUGGAACUUCUUAAGCUUAGUUGUGCUUUGGAACCUAAAGAAAGCUUUAAGCUUUUUAAUGUUGAUCACAUCUAUCGACUUGCUGAGAAAUUUUAUCCUCUUGAUUUUGAUACACAAGAUUUACACCACUUGAGAAUGCAAUUGGAGCACUAUAAGAUUGAUAUUGUUGGCCAUGAAAGAUUUCAGAAUUUAUCAACUAUUUCUGAAUUAUGUCGAAGAUUAAUUGAAACAAACAAAUCAGGAAGUUACAAUUUGAUUGACAGGUUGAUUCGUCUUGUUUUAACUCUUCCCGUCUCUACAGCAACAACGGAACGAGCAUUUUCAGCUAUGAAACUUGUUAAAACAGCUCUUCGUAACAAGAUGGAAGAAGAGUUUUUAACAGAUUCUAUGGUCAUCUAUAUUGAACGGGAGUUAGCGGAAACUAUUGAUAAUGAUAUAAUAAUUAAUGAGUUUGAUUCUAAGAAAAAUCGAAGAGCACAACUUCAAUAA
Messenger RNA from Zingiber officinale, 2241 nucleotides. Its product is annotated as zinc finger MYM-type protein 1-like. The transcript has 4 exons. The record is from RefSeq and is a predicted model, not a curated record. Bases 544 to 2241 code for a protein of 565 amino acids. NCBI's taxonomy places the organism in Eukaryota, Viridiplantae, Streptophyta, Magnoliopsida, Zingiberales, Zingiberaceae. Gene Ontology annotation, molecular function: protein dimerization activity.